Chironomus riparius is the source of this 1500-nucleotide messenger RNA. The record is from the annotation of a GenBank genome assembly. NCBI's taxonomy places the organism in Eukaryota, Metazoa, Arthropoda, Insecta, Diptera, Chironomidae.
UUCGUUUUUUUUUGUAUUUAUAAAACUGUUUGUCAAUAUAAAUCAGCUGUUUAGUUCUAGAAGUGAUUUCAUAAUAAUUAAAAGUUCUAGCUAGAAAAAAAUUAAUCAACCAAAUAAUGAAAGUUUGUGUUAUUGGAGCAGGAGCAUCGGGACUUUGUGCCAUCAAAAAUUGCCUGCAAAAUAAUUUAGACGUAAUUGGAUUUGAGCAAUCCAACGAAAUUGGAGGAACAUGGGUGUACACAGAUAAAAUUGAUAAGGAUGAAAGAGGACUUGAUAUUCAUUCUAGCAUGUAUAAAGGUCUUUAUACAAAUCUUCCAAAAGAACUUAUGUGCUUUCCUGACUUCCCAUUUCCGCCUCAAGAGAAAUCAUUCUUGCCUGCCAGUGAUGUUCUCAGCUAUCUAAAGCUCUACGUAGAUACAUUCAAUGUGCGUUCAAAAAUUAAAUUCCUACACGCUGUCGAACGAGUUCGUCCACUUAUUGACAAUUCAUGGGAAGUGAUUGUGAAAAAUCUAAUUACAAACAUGAAUGAAACUUUUAUUUUUGAUGCUAUCCUUGUAUGUACCGGACAUUUUAACGUGCCACACAUACCAAAAUUUGAAGGUCAGAAAACUUUCCGAGGACGACAAAUUCAUUCACAUAAGUAUCGUGUGCCUAAAACUUUUCACAACGAACGGGUUUUGGUUAUUGGUGGAAGCUCUAGUGGAACGGAUUUAGCACGGGAAAUAUCAAAUGAUGCUAAUUUGGUAUUAUGGUCACAUCAUCUAAAAGAGCAAGUGGAUCUGAAAGCAAUUAAAAACAAUGUCAUACAGAAGCCAGACAUAUCAAGGUUAACAGAGAAUGGUGUAUUUUUCAAAGAUGGAACAUUUGAAAUGAUUACAACAGUACUUUAUUGCACGGGAUAUGAAUUUACAUUUCCUUUCUUAUCCAUUGACUGUAAUCUGAGUUGCUUUGAAAAUUACGUACAGCCUCUUUACAAGCAUUGUAUAAAUAUCAAUAGACCAUCGAUGGCAAUUGUUGGAAUUAUUUUCAACAACUGUCCAUUUCAAACAUUUGAUCUUCAGAUAAGAUUUUACUUGAAAUUCUUGAUCGGAGAAAAAUCAUUGCCAUCACGUGAAUUAAUGCUUUUAGACACUGAAAAGGAUAUGAAUGAAAGAUGGCAAAGGGGGUUGAGUACAAGAAAAGCACAUUCAUUUGGUGAUGGUUAUCAGAAUGACUACUACAAAGAUCUUGCGGUCACAGCUGACAUACAGCCUAUUAAGCAAUAUGUUACUAAAAUGUACUCAGAAAACCAACAGAACAGAAAGAGAGAUAUAACAACAUUUCGAAACUAUAAAUUUACAAUUAUCAAUGAUGAGACUUUUAAAACCCAGUUGUUGUUGGAAUAAUAUUUGUGUACACUUAAAAACAUUUUUUUUUUUCUUUUCAUACUAUAAACAAUUAAAAAUUUAAAUAAAUAUUUUAACACAAUAAAUUUGUGGUCAAAGAAUUUUUUAUCUAAAU